Molecule: messenger RNA, 2514 nt
Organism: Megalobrama amblycephala (Wuchang bream)
Lineage: Eukaryota; Metazoa; Chordata; Actinopteri; Cypriniformes; Xenocyprididae
Gene: cldnd1b
Product: claudin domain containing 1b
Exons: 5
Coding region: 337-1086 (249 amino acids)
Cellular component (GO): membrane
Source: RefSeq, a predicted model, not a curated record
CAAUAGCAGGAUAUCGAUACAGACUCAGAUCGUCUAGCAAGUUGUGCACUGACUGCUGCUCGCGCCCGUGCUUACUGUGCUCGCGCGGAUUGAGAUUGUGCCGUGCGCGCGCAUUCGUAAUCGUAACCGGAAAAGGAGUCGUCAUCAGCGCAAUGAUACACUUCUUUGGAUUUCAAGAAGGAUCAUGUCCAUGGAGAUGAGAUCUGACUUUCUGUGAUGGGUAUCAUAGGAAGAUGAAAAGAAACACCAAAUGAUAUGAUUGUCCUCCUCACACUCAUCUACUAAAGAGUUAAUUGUUGGCCAUCUUAAAGUGUUUUAUAUUACAUCCUCGAAACCAUGGUGGACAACCGCUAUGCCACGGCGCUGGUCAUCGGCUCUGUGCUGAGCCUGCUUGCCACUGUCUAUCUCUCUGUUGCCAUGGGAACACAGCACUGGUACCAGUACCACAGUCAGCCGGCCAGCAACGAUGCCAACAACGAUGCCAACAACGGCACAUUCCUGGAGGCUCUGCAGCGGGACUUUGAGGACGUGGAUGAGAGUGUCUACAGUGUCGCUCUCUUCCAGCUGAAUGGCACGCUGGGUCUCUGGUGGCGCUGCAUUCUCAUACCCAAAGAGCAAAAUCCGACAAUGGUGACUAAAUGUCACACCUUUACUUUGGCUCAGCAGUGGGAAUCAAAGUUCAAACAUCCUGGAAAUAUUAACAGCGGAGAAGAUCUGCUGCGUACCUACCUGUGGAAGUGUCAGUUCCUGUUGCCGCUGGUCUCUGUUGGGCUGGUGUUUCUUGCGGCAUUGAUCGGAGUGUGCGCCUGUCUAUGCCGCAGUGUCACUCCCACCCUGUUCGUAGGGCUGCUGCAUCUGGUGGCCGGCCUGUGUUCCCUGGCCACCGUAUGCUGUUUCCUCAUGGGUGUGCGUCUGCUACAUGACAUAUCAGACCUGCCAGAGGGCAUGGUCUCCUCUCUGGGUUGGUCCUUGUUUUUGGCCGUGGUCUCGUCUCCGCUGCACAUCAUGGCUGCUGCACUCUUCAUAUGGGCUGCGAGGAGUCACCGCCAACACUACACUCGAAUGACAGCCUACAGGGUUGCCUAAGAAACAAGAGGACUGACUAUAGAGUUGCUCUGAUAGAAAGCACACAGCCAUGCUUGCUUCAGCAACUGCUUUUGCCACUAACCUAGCUGUUAUUUGCAAAAGUUAUGAAGGAAACAGUCAGAACACACCACCCAAAGUUAGUAGCACCAUCCACUCAUAGCACUCUCCUGUGAAUACUUACAUCUCUUGAAGGAUCUUCCUACUAUAUAACUGCCUUUUUAACCACUCUGUUAGCAUCUUCGCUGUUUAAGAUGAGAAACUAAACCUCUCUACCACAGCCAAUCAGACUCUUGCGUCUAUAAACAGUAACACUAUACAGUGGUUCCUCAGGGUGUCACUGUUUGUUUAGUCACAUUUUACCUGUUGACUAAACUUAUUUUGAUGUGUUUAGUUUCAUAUCCUCCUUGUGUUUUAAAAAACACCUAUGUUUUUAUUCAGCCUGAGUUGUAGCUACUGACAUUGUGAAAAGAGCGCUUUGCAAUCCCAAGAUGCAGCAGGGUUUUGCCUUGGCCCGAAAGAUUGUUUGCAUCUGUCAUAAGCAGUAACCACUCGAGCCUUUUGUGUUUUCCUGAACGUUUGUUGUGCUUAUUUAUUAUUUUUUUCUUGUGCUUUGCAUUGGUUAAUCUGUUUACCAUAUAGUUUCUCUUUGAGAAUGUAUUACAUCAUGUACAUUACACUUGUUUAGUAACUUUGUUUAGAAUCCAAUUAUAAUGUUUUGUGAUGGUUCAGGUAGCCAUUUAAAACCAUCUCAGCUGUGGUUUAUAUACUUAUUUGUACUUCAUUUGAAGUGUUUAGCUGGUGCACAGUGUCUGAUUUUCACCGUAAUGUUCGACACAGUUUACUGAUUUUAUCAGACGUUUUGCGUAGAUUGAUUUGACAGCAAAAUUACUUAGGCGGUCCAUAUAAAGCCAAAAUUAGCAAAAGACACUCAAAAAAACACUGGCGAAAUUAGUGCAAAAUUUAAAAAAAUUUUUGUCAAAUGAUGUGGGCAAGUGUCUUAAAACAUCCAGUUACUGUUGUUGUUCAUCAUGUAUAAUAUGCACACUUGGAUGCAAAAGACCUGAGAUCAUCACUGAUAUCAUAUUGUAAAAUAUUACAAGCAACUGAUGGUAAAAAUCACACCGUGUACAUCCAGCUUCAUUUGAUUUCAUUGUGCCAUGCGGUUUAUUCUGUGUUGUAAUAUUUGAGAUGUUCUUUUUUUUAUUCCAAGCCUGAGAGAGGCUUGAUUUUCUCAAAGCAAUCAGGUUGAGAGCAACAGCUUAUGAGCAAUACAGUCAAGAGGAUACCUCACACUCCACAGCCCACUGUGACAUCAUCAUGAUGGUGUCCCAGAUACUUCAGACGGUUUUGCCUUUUUUAUACAGUUUUGUAAGCAUUUCUGUUAAAUGAACACUUUGCUGGUCACAAUAAAUAUCUUUUCAUCCAAAA